Messenger RNA from Cavia porcellus (domestic guinea pig), 2394 nucleotides. RefSeq names its product Smad nuclear interacting protein 1 (gene Snip1). The record is from RefSeq and is a predicted model, not a curated record. The coding region runs from base 65 to 1258 and encodes 397 amino acids. Gene Ontology annotation, cellular component: nucleus. Gene Ontology annotation, molecular function: protein binding; mRNA binding. Gene Ontology annotation, biological process: miRNA processing. The transcript is spliced from 4 exons. NCBI's taxonomy places the organism in Eukaryota, Metazoa, Chordata, Mammalia, Rodentia, Caviidae.
GUCAUUUCCUUUAGUGAGCGGUGCUGAACGGUCCAUUUUUCUUAGGGUCUGCCAAACUCUUAGAAUGAAGGAGGUAAAGAGCGAACGGGAGCGGGGGAGCCGGCGAAGGCACCGUGACGGGGACCUGGGAAUGCCAGCGGCAUCGGUAGUGGUGAAGCAGGAGCGUCUCAGCCCAGAACCUGCUCCUGCAGUCCACCGUCGACCGGACUUUUCCGGCGGUAGCCCGUCACCGCCGGCGGGAGAGUCUGGCCGCCCUGGCCACCGCAGCAGCCGAGCCCGAGGAGGUAGCCGGUCCCCGGCCAAAAAGAAAAUCAAAUCGUCGGGGAGAAGAAGCAAAUCUCCUAGGAGUAAAAGAAGCCGAAGUCCUCACCAUUCAACAGUCAAAGUGAAAGAGGAACACGAGGAUCACCCCCGGAGAGGGCGGGAGGAUCGGCAGCACCGUGAACCAUCCAGUCAGGAACACAGGAGGGCUAGGAACAGUGACCGAGACAGACACCGGGGUCAUUCCCGCCAGAGGAGAAGCUCUGGUGAGAGGCCUGGGAGCGGGCCAUCUCAGGGACGGGAGCGAGAUGGCCAGAGCCUGCAGGCGCAGGAAGAACAGCGUGAGUUUUACAAUGCCAGGCGCCGGGAGCACCGCCAGAAGAGCGAAGGCAGCGGAAACGGCAGUGGUGCUCAGGAGUUGGUGCCGCGGCCUGCUGGCAACAACAAAGACAGAGAGGUGCCUGUUAAAGAAAAACCAAGCUUUGAACUCUCUGGGGCACUUCUUGAGGACACUAACACCUUUCGAGGUGUAGUCAUUAAGUACAGUGAGCCCCCAGAAGCUCGUAUCCCCAAAAAACGGUGGCGUCUCUACCCUUUUAAGAAUGACGAGGUACUCCCUGUCAUGUACAUCCAUCGACAAAGUGCUUACCUUCUGGGUCGGCACCGCCGCAUUGCAGACAUUCCCAUCGAUCAUCCAUCGUGUUCAAAGCAGCAUGCCGUCUUUCAGUACCGGCUUGUGGAAUAUACUCGUGCCGAUGGUACCGUUGGCCGAAGGGUGAAGCCCUACAUCAUUGACUUGGGCUCAGGCAAUGGAACUUUCCUGAACAACAAGCGUAUUGAGCCACAGAGAUACUAUGAACUAAAAGAAAAGGAUGUACUUAAAUUUGGGUUCAGCAGUAGAGAGUAUGUCCUGCUACACGAGUCAUCAGACACCUCUGAACUAGACAGGAAGGACGAUGAGGAUGACUACGAGGAGGAGGUAGUUUCUGACAGUUAGCAAACUAAGAACCCAGACUCCUGAGACACCUUUUCCUUCGUGGGACACUUUGGGAUCGACGCCGAGAGCACUGUGCUGCUCUCUGUAAUGCCUCCUACUGCCUUAAGUCUUUCUUCUGUUGCCAACCAGCUUACAUUACAGAUGAAGAACACUGACUUACAUUUCAUUGGACUUUUUCUGUGGCACGUCGGCCACAUGCCUGUGGGUAUUUUGUUUUCAGAUCUGCUACUGAGGAAACUAAACCCGUGCUUACAGGGGAAUUGUGGCUUGUUCUCUUUGUACAGUUGCUUUAUUUAUAUAGUUACUAAGACCAAGAGUUUUUGUUUGGGGGGGGCAAAGCCCUGAGCAGAGGAUCUUACUAAGCUUUGGUGGUCACCAAAACAGCCUCCAGCAUAUACCAAAGCUUCAUCCUGGUUGAGCUCUUGAGUCAUACAAGUUGAUUUGCACUUAGUUUUUGUUUUUUUGUUUUGGGGUUCUUGGGGGGUACUACAUGACCUCAUUAUUGACUGUUAAACGAUGCUUUAUGGCACCUGCUGAAGCACAUGACUAUAUAGGAAAGUCAUGGCUAAUAAUAAGGGUGCUGGUUCAAUAUCAUGAGAGGAUGAAAUGGGUUGUGGAUCUGCUUCCUAUGAGAAAAUUUCUGAUUUCUCCAUGGAACAUGUACAUAAAAUUUUCAUCAUCUUGUCUUUUUUUUUUUUUUUUUUUUUUGGUUUUACAUUUUUAUCAAAACGUUUAUCCUUUUUUUCCCCCUUUGAGAGAUACACUGUCACUUAACCUGACAGGGUCCUACUUUAUUCUUACGUGUAUAUAUGUCUAAAGAACAUUAUCUAUCGUAUCUAUUUCAUCUUUAAAAAUUGUUCAGAAAGGUGUUUACCUCCCAAGGCUGGAAAGCAAGGGGACUGCGAGUUUCCAAGUGUUUCACUAUAGGACAGUGUGUAAGUAGAAAAGUAUUAACUACUUACAUAACAUACAUGUGUAUAUAUAUAUAAACUAUGUGUUAAAGAGCUGCAUACUGAUUUUCAUAUAAUGUUUUGUGAUAAAAAUGUAAUACCACAUGGGCCUCCCUGCAUUUGAAGAGCAGGUUUUCAUUUAUAUGUAUUUUUGGGAUAAAAAUAAAAUUUGUAAAUAUAACCCCA